This is a messenger RNA of Aspergillus clavatus NRRL 1, 4821 nucleotides long. Its product is annotated as putative gelsolin repeat protein. Gene Ontology annotation, molecular function: phosphatidylinositol-4,5-bisphosphate binding; actin filament binding. The transcript is spliced from 3 exons. NCBI's taxonomy places the organism in Eukaryota, Fungi, Ascomycota, Eurotiomycetes, Eurotiales, Aspergillaceae. Bases 1 to 4821 code for a protein of 1606 amino acids. The record is from RefSeq and is a predicted model, not a curated record. Gene Ontology annotation, biological process: actin filament severing; barbed-end actin filament capping.
AUGACAAUCACGACCGAUGCCGAGAGCACCGAGGAUGUCAACGACUUCCUCCUACGGAUCCGAGAGCUAGGAGAGAAACGUGAUAAGGAGGACGAGGAGCGGACCAGGAAGCUGGAGGAGGAAAUCCUGCAGGGUCGGAAGGAGAGGCAGGCUCGCAGAGCUGAGCGAGCGCGGUCGAUUUCUCCCACAAAAGACUCCCCGAUCCUGGACCCUGCUCGCUUGAGUAUUUCUUCGCUAAGCCAACGUGCGAUCGACCCUCCAGAACAGCUCUCUCCCACACCCCGGACGCCAGAACAUGUUAGCAGCACCAAAUCGGACCUGAUCCGGGACGACGAGUCGAUAGCUACUGAUGGUGAUCUGGGAGGAUCGAAACCUGACGGAAGCGAAAUGGGAACCUCUUCGAGGCCUACUUCUCCUGUUGCGCGCAGCAGAACCGGGACGCUGUCCUGGCAGCAACGCCCGUCGUCUCGCGAUCUGAGUGGCAAUAGAUCAUUCUUCCCUGCCUCGCCCACUCGCUCGCCUACCCGCCUGAAUCGCUUGAGCGCCCUAUCAAACUUCUCCAACGACGAUCUAAAGUUAUCCCGCAGCCCACUCACCCUCUCACCCUCAGCGAAAGAUGUCUCUCCGGCACACCCGACACCUUUGGAAGAGACCGCCGACUCGACUGUGGAAGAGACCGUUGAGGAAAAUACGGAUACUGGAAAGUCUGUACUCGAACCGAGCCAUACAGACCACAAGGAUAUCGAUAUGGAUCAAGAAGCCCCUGACGCAGGAAAGCAACACACGCCAGUUGACAUCGGCGAGGAAAGGUCGCGCUCUCCGUCCAGAGCGAGCUCGACCUUCGGAGACAGCAGUUUAGGACAACGAUAUUCGAGCGUAUCUUCCGUAUCCACGGCGACCGGACUUGGAUCCCCAAUCCGUUUGUCAAGCGCACAAAAAAUCGAGCCUGACCCGAUCACAAGUCCUUCCUCUCCCAGGAGACUUUCACCAGAGCGUCCAGCGUCACCAACAAAGGGUCUAGGGGGUUUUGUGCAGAGUGCCAUGAUGAAGCGAUCGGACAGCGUCUCGAAGCGGUGGAGCGCGCAAUUACCAGCUGGGCUCAAUCGAGGCAGCUCUUUUGUCAACAAUCGUAAUAGCAUUGCUGCUCCUUCUUAUAGCGAUAUGUACUCUGGUGCAUCUCCGCGGUUUGGUCGCGAAGAUUCGUCCUUGGCGUCCAAAAGACCAAGUUCGAGUCACAGCGAGGCGACGAUUGUCCAUACUGCAAAGGAGGAUGAACGGCCGUCCACCCCACCUAACCCGAGCAACAAUACGCGAACUGACGAAGGUGCUGGAAGACCGAUUCUUCAUAUGCGAACGUCAAGUACACUGAGCAGGAAUGACCAAGAUUCAGAGACAAGUCCUGCGGUUUCAAGGACUAUGGAUCAGAGACGCUGGAGCCCGACAAAAUCCACAUGGCUGGAGAGCGCACUGAAUCGGCCUGAUUCUCCCCGGCAUAAGAGGCAGCAGUCGCAGCAAAGUCCAUCUUGGAAAGACCGACAGUCCCGAGGUAGUGUGGAUUUGGGCCGAGUGAACUCCUUCAAGGAAGUCGCGACGGUCGGCCUUAUGCGCACAACCGCACCCGGGAGCCAUUUCAAGUCGCUCAGUGUUUCUGGCAUCCCAGAUCUGCCUACUAAACUCGAUACAAGCAAUACCAGCAAAGCCAAGGAGCCUCAAGAGGAAUCGACACCCAAAUCGGAAGACCUUGAACCGAAACCCGCAGAUGCAAGUCCGGCGAUUUCUCCUACGAAGGAACAGAAAGGGGAAGAGGGAGAACCUGAAGCCAAAAGCGAAGAUGUUCCAGCCCGCAAACGUGCUCCAACUCUGCUGACACCUACGACUAAGAAGGACAUCAGCGUAUCUUUGCCGUCUCCGCGUGAUCCUCUUUUGAACCGACCAAAAGUACAAUCUCCUGUGGUCGAUUUCCGAGCAAAUCUGCGAAAGCGAGAAGUUGUCAAGGAUGAUGCACCCCAGAAAGAGCCGGAGUUCAAGAAUGUGUUUGGUAAAUUGAAGAAAGCAGAAGCAUCGAAUUAUGUCGCGCCAGAUCAACUCAAGGAAAACAUUCUGAAAGGCAAAGCAGCGCUGAAUGCAACGGGUGGACCGAAGAAGACCCAACGAGUUGAUGAUCUGAAGGAAAGUAUCCUGAAACAGAAAGAAGCCAUGAAGUCCAGCGGGGGCUCACAGCGACGAAACACCGUUGGGGAGGAUGAUGUCCCUGUAAAGAGCAUUCCAGAGGCGAUCGCAAAACGGCAUAAUCUCUCUAAAUCUAGCAGUAUCAGGAGCAACCCCUCCAUUGAUGGCCUGCCAUCACCGUCGUCCCAGGAAUCUACGGCACCACAAGACUUCGAAAAUCGCCCGCGAUCCUUUGUGUCGUCGCCGGUCGUUGAAGCUUCGCAGGAUAUCCAGAGUCCACAAAUUGCCGCAGCAAUCCCAGAGCCUGGCGAAGCGGAGGAUGCAGUCACCAGCCCGACCUCUUUCCCUGUGAAUAGUGAGGAAGGUGGUAAAACCAACGGCGAUGGCCAGGGGAAUGAGUCGAAAACAAGCACUGCAGUCCCUUUAGAGAUGGGGGAUCCCGAGGAGGAGGCUGACAAACCGGUGCGUGCUCUGCCAUCGGAGACUGUCGCGGAGGUUGCCGAAACGCCUGCUGCUACUGAAGGUCUUGCUAAAGGUAAACUCGCAGGCCGAAUAAAUCCUGCCUUGGCAGGGCUCCUGUCACGCGGUCCUCCAAUGUCCAGUGAGGGUUCGAACAAGCCAAUUUCAGCCAGAUCAACACCAGGGAACGAUCUCGAGUCGCCUGACAGUCAAUCUGCAGCGCCUCUCACGCACAUGACGAAAAAUCGUGCUAGGGGACCGAAAAGACGUCUACCAAAGACUGUGACUGUUGAAUCAAUUCCCUCGCCGGUGAAAGAUGAAAUUUUCGCACCAAAACAUGACGAGCCGUCGGCAAACGAGAGCAACGAGUUGAAUCUCAGCCCCAUAGUUAGUCAAGCUCCUGUUAAAGUGUCUAGCGGCUGGCCACUCCCUGACACGGAAUCGACUCCUGUUGAAACGUCCGAGAUGAUCCUGCCUCGAUUGGCUUUCUCACCUCCUGAGAGACCAGUGGAAUUCAAACGAAGCAUACCACGACUGAUGGAACGCAAGGUUGAGCAAAAUUCAGACAAGCGAGCAUCCCAGGUUUCGAUGGAUUCGAAGAUUUCCCCAAGCCCUCCGAACGACCUUGAAGAUAUCGAGAAUCUUGGAGACUCUCCCUCGCGAAGACCAAGUUUGCCACCAAAGCCAACAAUAGCACCGUCAUUUCCUGUUGAAGGGCUGACACGUCGGUCGCCAGCGCAAUAUUCAUCUCCGUCACCCUCGCCGUCUCCUCUUCGAACUAACUUUAGAGAAAAUCGGAUCCAGUCUCCCUUGGCAACUCCUCAGAAAACCGCGCCUGGUGGCUCCAUCGACCUGUCCCGCCGGGACAAGGCCUUGCCUUCGCCUCCUGUCCCUUCAAAGGGGCCACUAUCUCCUGCUGAUCAGCAGUCAUUAUCCACGAGAUCAACAAGAUCAUCGGUAUCGUUAGUUCCUCAGGCCGAGGAAUCCCACGAAAUCAUCUCAAGCUUCUUCAGGACGUUGCCUAACUCGAACGAUCGCGUCAACAUUGACACGCAAUUGAUGCUUACUACCCCGCGUGGUGAUGGUAGAAUUCGAACAUUGAGGAAACAAUUAUGGGAAAUCACCGGCGACGGGAAGCGGCAGGAUCUUCCAGUCAAUCAAGAAUACAUCCUGUACGAGGGAAGCAUGUAUCUGUGUGUCCAUGUUUUCGAGUCCGAUGGCAUGGCACGGAUUGAAACCCACCUUUGGUGUGGUGACGAUGUGGGCGAUGCGGCCAUUGACGAUGCACAGCCAUUUUCCCGCAAAGUCGCGCGAGAAAACGGAUGCAAAUUGGAGAUUAUCAGGCAAGGUAAAGAAACUGCACGAUUUAUCCAGGCCCUUGGUGGGAUUCUCAUCACCCGUCGUGGCGCCAACUCUCGCUCCAGCUCUUCGGCUAUCUUUAUGCUCUGUGGACGCAAGCAUCUGGGCCAAAUGGUCUUUGACGAGGUCGACUUCUCGAGGAGUAGUCUGUGCUCGGGAUUCUCCUUCGUGAUAUCUGCUACUUUUGGCAAGUUGUACCUCUGGAAGGGCAAGGGAAGCACGGCGGAAGAGAUUGGUGCCGCGCGCCUCAUUGGCAUGGAUCUCGGUCUGACCGGUGAAUUCGAAGAGGUGGCGGAGGGAGACGAACUGGAAAGCUUCUUCGAGAUAUUCUCCUACCCCAGAGAGGUUGAUGAUUAUAUGCGCUCCGACUACUGGCAGCAGCGGCCGAAUCACGACCGUUAUCGACUCCGACUGUUUCGAGUCGACCACGAGCUGGGUCAACGAACGGGCUUUUGGCUUCGGCGACGCUCAGGGUCAUCCUCGCCUGUGAUCCGACCAAAUGAUACUGUGCAAGAAAUUGUGCCGUUCCGCCAGAAGGACAUCACGGCCAAGGGAAUUUACGUCCUGGACACCUACUUUGAGAUUUAUGUUGUCGUUGGUGAGCAAGCGUCUCAGCGACCCGCCGAGUUUGCUUCCGCCGUCGUAUUUGCGCAUGAGUACGGCAUUCUAGCUGCUUCCCUUCAGGAUCGACCCUUUAUCCCCAAUAGUCUGGUCUCCAUUGGAGGACUUCCCGAAUCGUGUCGCAGUGCAUUUCGCAAAUGGGACAAGCGUUCCGGGUCGGUCCAGCCGCGCGUAUUCCCUCUCAACGCGGCUAUCGAGUCCAUUCGAUCUUGA